AUGCAGGCGAACAGAGGGAAUGCCGAGGCCCUGGGUCGAAAGGCCAAGCUUGCUCGCUCGUACCAGGAGCUUCUUGAUGAAUUCUCCAACAAAGAUCUCAGCUCCGUCGGCAACUACACGCUCGGUCGCCUCAUCGGAAAAGGUUCAUUUGGGAAAGUCUACCUAGCCACUCACAAGCUCACCAAUGGCUCCAAAGUCGUACUCAAGUCCGCGAACAAGGGCGAUUCGAACCUCGCCCGAGAGAUCCACCACCACCGGCAGUUCGUUCAUCCCCAUAUCGCCCGUUUGUACGAGGUCAUAGUCACGGAAAAUCUGGUGUGGCUGGUAUUGGAAUACUGCUCUGGUAACACCAUCCUUUGCCACCUUGGCAGCACGAACACGACUGACGUUCCGAUAGGUGAUGAGCUCUACAAUUACCUACUCGAACAUGGCCCCUUGCCCGUACACAAAGUACAAAAGAUUUUUGCGCAGCUCGUUGGCGCCGUCGCAUACGUACACCAGCAAUCUUGCGUUCACCGCGACUUGAAACUCGAAAAUAUUCUCUUCGAUAAGCACGAAAACGUUAAACUGGUGGACUUUGGCUUCACGAGGGAAUAUGAGGGCAAGUCCAAUUACUUGCAGACAUUUUGCGGCACCAUAUGCUACUCGGCGCCAGAGAUGCUCAAGGGCGAGAAAUAUGCCGGGGAAAAGGUCGACGUUUGGAGCCUGGGUGUCAUUCUCUACGCUCUGCUCUGCGGGGAGUUGCCAUUCGACGACGAUGAUGACAGCGUCACACGAACGAAGAUUCUCAGCGAAGAACCCAGAUUUCCCGAACAUCUGCCGCCUGCCGCCAUUCCCUUGCUCAAAUCGCUCCUCUCAAAGCGGCCUCUCCUUCGACCUUCGCUCCCCGACAUACUCACAAAUCCGUUUCUCGCCGAGCAUGCGCCGGCACAGCAGGCCAUCUUGAAAGUGCAAAGGCCCGCACCAUUCUCGACUCAUUUAGAAAAGGAGACUCUUCAGCGUAUGCGGAGCGCAGGCGUUGACAUCGACUCGGUCAUAGAAAGUGUUCUGGCCCAGCGAUGCGAUGCCUUGGCUGGCUGGUGGACCCUCCUCAUCGAAAAGGAGCAGCGCAAAGUUCGCAGGAGGGAGAGGAGACGUCGCGAACGAGAGGCUGAGAACAGGAGUCUGCGUCGUCUAUCUGCAGCGUCAAGCAGACUGGAGCGGAUAGCACCGGUGCUGCAGGAGGUCGACGAGGAUGGCGGACUGACAAAUCGUUUCAUCAGGCUCGAAGACGCGCCGGUAACCCCGAGGACAAGGGGCCGGUCCGAGAGGAGGAGCGCCCACUACUCGGAUUUCGGGGAUUUGCCAGGGCUUCCGGAACAUAGCAAGGAGAAUGGAAGCCCAAACACGGAGGAGCCACCGCCUCCCAUUGACAAGGACUCGAUCCGGUCUGCCAGUACGUCUAGAAACCGUCGUCCGGUUCCGCCUCCCAAGGAGGGCGUGAUCCGCAGCGCGAGAUCGCGGGGUUCGACCUUGCACCUAGUGACCACCUCGGAAGCUUUGGCGACUAACGGAACGCCAGAGCGACCCCCCGAACAGCAACAAAAAGUGCGGAAGAAGCCCUCCCAGGCUAUCAUUGCCCACUGGAAGAAUUGGACGCACUGGUUCCUCGAAAACACUCGUAGGGGGAGACAUGCCAAUAAGAGAGGCAGCCACUCGACACCCAACCUGGUCGAUAAAAACGGCAGUGUCGCCGGCAACAGUAGCAAGCACUCGAAAGACACUAGUCCUCGGCCGCAGACGAGCAAGUAUUCAACUACGGACGAGGCCGUGUCGCAAGUCAAGGCUGGCCUGCCUCGCGGAGUCAUGGCAAAUGGCCAUCUGAACAAGGCACUGCCAGGACAGAGAGGGUCUGGCGGGUUCAAUAGCCCGGUGACAGGAGCAGGUUCGACGCCGUCGCAUAUGCCUUCUCGGAUAACGACGUCGUAUAAACGGCAGUCCUUGUCGCCGUCUCCCAUGACCCCUCGAACAACCAUGAGGCGCUCCUCGGCAGGACUGAGGGGCCGGAAAUCCACUUCUUCGUCGGUCUCGUCUAUUCGUUCAAUGCCCCAUCACCAUCACUCCCACUCCAAGGCUUCGUCAACAAGCUCCAACGGCUCCGUGUCGACAUCAAUGUCCAAAAACACUCUGCAGCGCGGACAGUCACCUCACCAUUCUGUCAAGGUUCUUCCCGCCACCCCGACCACCACAGCGUUCCCAUCCAACAUCCGCCUUGUCCGGGGACCGGGGCCUCCGGCUCCUCUUGCCCUAUUCAACGAGGGCAUGCCCCCGCCACCGAUUUCGGGAAUGCAGGCUCCGGGCUCGCCGAAUUUUUUUUCGCAAGGAGGAGGGAUUCAGUUUGCGAAAAGGAAACGGAACAUCUUCAAGGGGCCGAUGCUGGCUUUCGGCGGUGGCGGGGGCGCCAGUGCAGGCGCAGGCGGAGGCAGCGCUACCCGAAGCACAGGGUCCAGCCACUCGCGGAGUGUAAGUGCUUCCGGCAUCGGGCGUCGGUCCGGCGAAGUGACGAUACAAGAAGAAGAGGAAGGUGAAGAGGCUGAAGAAGAGAUCGAGGAAGUCGAUGCCUUUAGUCCCGUUGUCGGAGGACCGGGUGAGCGCAUUGAAGAACAGAUCAUUGAAGAUGGCGAGACAGAGGCCGCGGGAGGUCAAGCCAAAGUAGACACGGAUGCUGUCCCGGUGACGCCAAAGACCAAGGUCCCGCCAGUUGAAGCAUGA
Messenger RNA from Colletotrichum higginsianum IMI 349063, 2751 nucleotides. RefSeq names its product Serine threonine protein kinase. Gene Ontology annotation, molecular function: protein serine/threonine kinase activity; ATP binding. The transcript is spliced from 4 exons. NCBI's taxonomy places the organism in Eukaryota, Fungi, Ascomycota, Sordariomycetes, Glomerellales, Glomerellaceae. The record is from RefSeq and is a predicted model, not a curated record. Bases 1 to 2751 code for a protein of 916 amino acids. Gene Ontology annotation, cellular component: cytoplasm. Gene Ontology annotation, biological process: intracellular signal transduction; protein phosphorylation.